This is a messenger RNA of Rana temporaria (common frog), 951 nucleotides long. RefSeq names its product extensin-3-like. The record is from RefSeq and is a predicted model, not a curated record. Bases 1 to 951 code for a protein of 316 amino acids. The transcript has a single exon. NCBI's taxonomy places the organism in Eukaryota, Metazoa, Chordata, Amphibia, Anura, Ranidae.
AUGGUGGAGACCACCGGAUCCCAAGUCCCACGCCAUCCAAGUCCCACCACCACCCAAGUCCCACCGCCACCCAAGUCCCACCGCCAUCCAAGUCCCACCGCCGCCCAAGUCCCACCGCCAUCCAAGUCCCACCACCACCCAAAUCCCACCACCACCCAAGUCCCACCGCCAUCCAAGUCCCACCGCCAUCCAAGUCCCACCACCAUCCAAGUCCCACUGCCAUUCAAGUCCCACCGCCAUCCAAGUCCCACCACCACCCAAGUCCCACCGCCACCCAAGUCCCACCACCAUCCAAGCCCCACCACCAUCCAAGUCCCACCACCAUCCAAGUCCCACCACCAUCCAAGUCUCACCACCAUCCAAGUCCCACCACCACCCAAAUCCCACCACCACCACCCAAGUCCCACCGCCAUCCAUAUCCCACUGCCAUCAAAGUCUCACCAGCCAUCCAAGUCCCACCGCCAUCAAAGUCUCACCAGCCAUCCAAGUCCCACUGCCAUCCAAGUCCCACCAGCCAUCCAAGUCCCACCGCCAUCAAAGUCUCACCAGCCAUUCACUCCCACCGCCAUCCAAGUCCCACCACCAUCCAAGUCCCACCACCACCCAAGUCCCACCGCCAUCCAAGUCCCACCGCCAUCCAAGUCUCACCAUCCAUCCAAGUCUCACCAUCCAUCCAAGUCCCACCAGCCAUCCAAGUCCCACCGCCAUCCAAGUCCCACCACCAUCCAAGUCUCACCAUCCAUCCAAGUCCCACCACCAUCCAAGUCUCACCGCCAUCCAAGUUCCACUGCCAUCAAAGUCCCACCGCCAUCCAAGUCUCACCACCAUCUAAGUCCCACCGCAAUCCAAGUCCCACUGCCAUCUAAGUCCCACCACCACCCAAGUCCCACCGCCAUCCAAGUCCCACCACCAUCCAUGUCUCACCAUCCAUCCAUGUCCCACCACCAUUAA